Messenger RNA from Aplysia californica (California sea hare), 1131 nucleotides. RefSeq lists its product as uncharacterized. The record is from RefSeq and is a predicted model, not a curated record. NCBI's taxonomy places the organism in Eukaryota, Metazoa, Mollusca, Gastropoda, Aplysiida, Aplysiidae.
AGCUGAGAUGUCACGCGGGCCAAGCAAGACCUCCCAAGACCCCGUAGAACAGAAUGGAGAGCUCCCCUCGUCGCUUGGCCACUGCCAUAUCACGCCCGCUCCGAUGAACGUGGCAGCAGCUGCUAGCGAGGACACAGUGGACCUUUUCUUGUCUUCUGACUCCAGUCACAGUGACUCGCUCACUCAAGAGGGACCUGCACCGAGCCGAAACAAAGAGGAAGAGGAGGAGGAUGAGGAAGAGGAGGAAUACGACGGGAAACGACACGAUGGACGCAAACAUUGGACUCGCGCCGAUGAAAUAAAACUGUCGUUAUCUUCUCCUCCUAUUGCGUCAAGUUCGUCUCCACAAAGACAACCUGAACGACCUCAGCGUUUAGAUCUAUCUCCUCCUGGUCUUCCUAGUCUUGGAGCUAAACACACAGACGCCGGGAGUAGCAGCAGUCACAGCUUGGCUAGUGAAGGGAGUCCGGCACGACAGGUCUCAUCGGGAAGAUGGGAACCCCGAGCUUCCAUGAAGCAGGCAAGCUGGUUGGCUGGUUCAGCGAAUAGCCUGGUCAGACAACUGGUCCGCUCCUGGUGCCGCGUAAACGUGUCGCGCGGCGGUCAGAGCCUGGUAGAGUACACACGACAGAUCCCCGGAGAGACGGCGGCCCUAUCGGCCGACCUGAUGGUCCAACACGAAGCCUCUAUAGAGCUGGCUCACGCCGUGCUGGCUGGCGACGCGGACCGCGCAAGGGGACUGCUGUGUCACCAGGAGGCGGACAUCCACACCUGUGACAGAUCUGUGAGAAAUAACUCGUUCGAGUCGAUGACUCCCAUGAACCUGGAAGACGCCGCUGCCCGCUACCACCACUCCGAGGUUCUUCUCCUUCUCAAAAAGGAAGUGACAGAACGUCGGAGGAAAAAUUCUCAACAAGCCACGCCCACCUCAGCGUCACGCAGCGGGGCGCAGUCUGAAAUGGGCGGGGCGAAGUGUUCGAAGCGAGGGAGGAGAAAGAGAAGCCCCGCCUACCACUCACAACAGAAUGUGACUUCAAAAAUGUGCGUCAUAUCAUGACCAACACAUUUUUAGCAGUCAAGAAGUCAAGAUCUCCGCGCCAGUAUUUCGCGAUAACGUUAUUGUAUAACAAC